Aspergillus candidus is the source of this 1140-nucleotide messenger RNA. RefSeq names its product translation initiation factor eIF2 subunit beta. NCBI's taxonomy places the organism in Eukaryota, Fungi, Ascomycota, Eurotiomycetes, Eurotiales, Aspergillaceae. Gene Ontology annotation, cellular component: eukaryotic translation initiation factor 2 complex. Bases 111 to 971 code for a protein of 286 amino acids. Gene Ontology annotation, biological process: formation of translation preinitiation complex; translational initiation; formation of cytoplasmic translation initiation complex. The record is from RefSeq and is a predicted model, not a curated record. Gene Ontology annotation, molecular function: translation initiation factor binding; mRNA binding; translation initiation factor activity. The transcript is spliced from 3 exons.
CGAGACUUUUUACAAGAUCGCCUAGGCUAACGCUACCCGGCGGGGUUGACUUUCAGACCGAACCACAGAAGCUACGCAAGUCCGUCGCCUUUAGCGAAGGUACCGUCAUCAUGGAUACCAAAGGAGAGGUCACAGAGGCGCCUCAGGUUGAGAAGCCUGUCGCCGAAGAGGCGGCCGGCGACAAGUCCGUCGACGAGGUCACCGAGAUGUUCAAGGGCCUGACGAAAAAGAAGAAGAGCAAGAAGCCCAAGGAGGGCGAAGCCGGCGAAGGCGACGAGGAGACCCCCACAGCGGCCGGCGACGAGUUCGACCCGACGGCGCUGAAGAAGAAGAAGAAGAAGAAGACCAAGAAGGUGGACGACUUCGAGGCCAAGCUGGCCGAGGCCGGCAUGGGCGAGCGCGAGGAGACCGCCGACGGCGAGCCCAAGGAGGAAGAGCUGCCCGAGGGCGAUCUCGAGGCCGGCACGGGCAUCUGGGCCCACGACGCCACGCAAUCCAUCCCCUACUCGCUGCUCGUCUCGCGAUUCUUCUCCCUCAUCCAGAGCCACCACCCGGAUAUGCUCUCCAGCGGCACCAAGUCCUACAAGAUCCCGCCCCCGCAGUGUCUGCGUGAGGGUAACCGUCGUACCAUCUUUGCCAACAUUGCCGAUAUCUGCAAGCGCAUGAAGCGGUCCGACGACCACGUCAUGCAGUUCCUGUUCGCGGAAUUGGGUACCAGCGGUAGUGUGGACGGUUCGCGACGAUUGGUUAUCAAGGGUCGUUUCCAGCAGAAGCAGAUUGAGAACGUCCUGAGAAAAUACAUCGUCGAAUACGUCACCUGCAAAACCUGCCGCAGCGGCGACACCGAGCUCAACAAAGGUGAGAACCGUCUGUACUUCGUCACCUGCAAUUCGUGCGGUUCUCGUCGUUCCGUCGCGGCCAUCAAGACCGGUUUCCGUGGCCAAGUCGGCCGCAGAAAGAGACAGGGUUAAACGGGCUCGAAAAAGCUUUUUUAUCUUUCUGUCCUGUUUUGUUUCUCUUGGGGAAGAGGUUGUGUGUACGGAAGCAAAAGAGCUGGCUACAUCGUGUAGCGUUCCCCCUUUACUCUUACUCGCUCUCUCUUCCUGGCGAUUCUCGACUUUUGCUUUCCUCCCAUUACUU